Syzygium oleosum is the source of this 2615-nucleotide messenger RNA. RefSeq names its product zinc finger CCCH domain-containing protein 29-like. Gene Ontology annotation, molecular function: protein binding; metal ion binding. NCBI's taxonomy places the organism in Eukaryota, Viridiplantae, Streptophyta, Magnoliopsida, Myrtales, Myrtaceae. The record is from RefSeq and is a predicted model, not a curated record. The coding region runs from base 257 to 2251 and encodes 664 amino acids. The transcript is spliced from 2 exons.
UCUCGUGUAAGGAACGUCGACGGGUUGUGUGGUGUCGUUGUUGGACUGGGUCUUUGUUUCGGAUGAGAUUGACUCUUCUUAAGGGAGUUUAAUAUUUGCUGCUCCGCUUCUGAUAUCGUCGACUUUUCCGUUUCUUGGUUGAGAAAUUAAGGUGUCGCGAGGCAUUUCUGCGGCAUUCUUGGUCAUAUUUGGUUUGCCCUUUAGGUUUCGUUUCUUUGUUUGGGAGCGUACGAAAUUAGAGUUAGCUCAUCUUCCUAUGUGGGAGUCGAUUAUGUGCAACGGUUCUUCGAAGAGUAAACUUUUCCCCUCGAGUUUCGUCAUGGAGGGCGAAUUCUGCAAGAAGGAUGGCGAAGCUCCCCGUAAAUGCUCUGCCUUGCUCGAACUGGCGGCCUCGGACGAUCUUUCCUUGUUCAAAAGUGAAGUGGAAGAGAAGGGCUGUGACGUUGAUGAGGCCAGCUUUUGGUAUGGUAGGAGAAUCGGCUCGAAGAAGAUGGGUUUUGAGGAGAGGACUCCAUUGAUGAUCUCUGCUUUGUUUGGAAGCGCUAAGGUCUUGAAAUAUAUAAUCGAGACUGCUAGAGUUGAUGUCAAUAGGUCCUGUGGGUCCGACAAGGCGACUGCCCUCCACUGUGCAGCCGCGGGUGGCUCCAGUUCUUCACUCGAAAUCGUGAAGCUCUUGAUCGAGGCGUCAGCGGAUAUUAAUUCCAGAGAUGGCAAUGGAAAUAAGCCCAUCGAUGUGCUUCCCCCUCCCGUGAAGCCUCGCUGCAAUUCCAGAAGUAAGUUUGUCAAGUCGUUGCUGAGAGGCGAUAACUAUGUCGUGGAAGGUGAUCAAUCCUUUGACAUAGAAGGAGAAGAGAAGCUAGUCUCGCUUCCCUCCUUUGGAAGCGAGAAGAAAGAGUAUCCCGUUGACGUCUCUCUGCCUGACAUAAACAACGGGUUCUACAGUACCGAUGAUUUCCGGAUGUAUGCUUUCAAGGUGAAGCCUUGCUCAAGGGCUUACUCCCACGACUGGACCGAGUGCCCGUUCGUGCACCCUGGGGAGAACGCGAGGAGGAGGGACCCACGAAAGUACCCUUACAGCUGUGUCCCGUGUCCUGAGUUUCGCAAGGGUUCGUGCCCGAAGGGCGAUUCUUGUGAGUAUGCUCAUGGAGUCUUCGAGUCGUGGCUUCACCCAGCGCAAUACCGAACCCGGCUGUGCAAGGAUGAAACUGGUUGCACUCGCAAAGUUUGCUUCUUUGCUCACAAGUCCGAAGAAUUGCGUCCCGUGUAUGCUUCCACGGGUUCUGCUAUGCCCUCGCCCAAGUCCUUUUCGGCUAGUGCCCUAGACAUGACUACCCUGAGCCCCUUAUCUCUUAAUUCACCAUCUUUGCCUUUGCCUGCUACGUCGACACCACCCAUGUCGCCUUUGGCUGCCUCAUCCUCUCCCAAGGGCAUGAACUUGUGGCAGAGCAAAAUUAACCUGACCCCACCAAGCUUGCAGCUUCCUGGCAGCCGGCUGAAGUCGGCUCUGAGUGCGCGGGACUUCGAUCUGGAGUUGGAAUUGCUCGGGCUGGAAAAGCAAGCUUCUCAGCAGCACCAACUGAUGGAAGAGAUUUCUCGUCUCUCGUCACCCUCUCUGUGGAACAAGGAAUUUUGCAGAACCCCAGAGCUGAGGCCCACUAACCUUGAUGAUGUGUUUGGAUCUCUUGAGACUUCUCUUUUGUCUCCUUUGCAUGGGCUGUCGAUGAAAGCAUCGACUCCUACCCAAUUGCAGUCUCCCACGGGGCUUCAGAUUUCGAAUUUGAAUCAACUCCGUGCGAGCUACCCGUCUAGCGGCAUGUCGUCCUCUCCUGUGAGGAAGACCUCUUCGUUUGGGUUCGACUCAUCCAGUGCGGUUGCUGCAGCAGUCAUGAAUUCACGGUCCGCUGCUAUGACGAAGCGGAGCCAGAGUUUCAUUGACCGUGGAGCGGUGGGUCAACGUUCUGGACUCAUGGGAGCAGCUGCUAAUUCUCCUCCUAGGAUGUCCAAUCUUUCGGACUGGGGCUCGCCCGAUGGGAAGCUGGAUUGGGGUAUUCAAGGAGACGAGCUCAACAAGCUUAGGAAGUCCGCUUCCUUCGGCUUUAGAAACAACAGUAUGGCAAACCCAAACAAUGUGGCACCUCCCGGUGCUGAUGAGCCGGAUGUGUCGUGGGUCGGGUCACUGGUGAAGGAUGCGGCUCCGCCCGAAGGGUAUCCGCAGUAUAUGUACAUAGAACAGGAGCAGAUGGUGGCAUAAUUAAAGCAAAGAGCACCACACGAACUCUCUCCUGAUGGCUUUAAGAUGACUUGUUUGACAUUCUUUAUAUUCUUACAAACAGCAUGGUCUUAGGAGUAGCAGGUGGAAGGAGGAAACAGUUGAGUUUGAGAUUCAAGCUCUUAGCUGGACAGGGGAAAAUUUGGGGAAGAAAGAGAAUUUGGUUUCUUGCCCAACUUAGAUGAUAUGCUUUUGAAGGCUUAAAAGACGAUGAUGAAGGCAAAAUUCUUUUGUUAGUAUGUAUUGUUUUAAUUUUUUUCAUAUCCUCUGUUUGGGGUGGUGGGUGUUGAUGUUUCUUUUCGUCAGGCAAAAUAUAUGAAGUUACUCUCCUGUUUUCUGGUCUAAA